AUGAGCUCAAAAUCCACCCCGACGCCCAACGCCGCAGCCCUCUCCCAUACUCCUCUCCGGCGGCGCGCCCCGACACUCACCUACCCACCGGCCCACGCGCGUCCACCCCUCUCCGGCCCGCACCUCCUCACUCGCCUCCUCCACCACUACGGCCGCGCCCACCUCCCUCAAGAAGCCCUUUCCCUCUUCAACUCCCUCUCCUCCCCCAAAACCCAGACCCUCAAUUUCCUCCUUAACGCCCUCGUUGACAAUGGGCUCGUCGAUGAAGCCCAGUCGAUCCUCUCUAACACAAAAAUCAAACCCAAUGUUGUUUCUUAUAAUAUACUACUCAAGGGGGUGAUGGAAAAAGAUGGGUUUGACCUUGCACGACAGGUGUUUGAUGAAAUGUGCAAGAGAGGUGUUCGGCCUUCGGUUGUGAGUUAUAAUAUGCUUAUUGGGUUUGUGGGUAGGAGCGGGGAGUUGGGUGAGGCGGUGAGGUUGAAGGAGGAGAUGACCCAGAAGGGGAUUGAGCCGAAUGCAGUUACGUAUGGGAUUUUGAUGGAGGGGCUGUGCGCGGAGGGGAGGUACGGGGAUGCGAGGAAAUUGAUGUUUGAUAUGGAGUAUCAAGGGUGCGAGACUGAGGUGAGAAAUUAUGGGGUUUUGAUGAGUGAUUGCGGACGGAGAGGGGAUUUUGAGGGGAUGAGGGAGUUGAUGGCAGAGAUGAAGAGGAGGAAGAUGAAGCCAGAUUGGGUUAUAUAUAGCAUCUUGGUCAAUUAUUUGUGUGGCAGAGGGAGGGUUGAUGAGGCAUAUAAGGUGUUUGUGGACAUGCAGAUGAAAGGGGUUGAGGUGAGAGCGGCGGUGUAUAGGAUGAUGGUAGAUGGAUUUUGUCGGGCGCGGAGGUUUGAUAUGGGGUUGAGAGUUUUGAACGCGAUGCUCUCAAGUGGGCAUUGCCCUCGUGGGGAGAGUUUUAGGGAUUUGAUUGUGGGGCUUUGUGAGGAUGGGAGGGUGAGUGAUGCUUGUUUUGUUUUGGAGGAGAUGGAGAAGAGGAAGAUGGUGUUGGAUGGAGAGGGAUGGGGUGCUCUAGUUCAGGCGUUUUGUGGAGGAUGUAAGGGUAAUAUUGAUCUUCUAAGGGAAUUAACUUCUAUGGAGUAUGUUGAUGAUGGUGGCAGAUAAUUUUAGCUUGAUCAAGGUGCCUCUGACUGGACUUCUGUUGCCAACUUGUUCUUCCAAAUGUCCUUUUUUGGAUAGCAGAGGAGUAAUGAGGUGGACUGUGCAAGUAAGAAGAGAGACAUUGCACCAUUUCUAAGUGAAAGAGAGUUUUGAUACAGAUAUCUAUGCCAUUAUGUGGAUGUCUAUAACGUGAAUCUUACAAUGCACAUGCUGUACUUCCUUUGCUGUCUUUAGGUGGAGAAGGGGAGAGAGAAAUCUAGACAAGGAAUUUGAGAGCAGAAUUCCAGGGUUGCAUUUUGCCUAUUUAAGAACAACUGACUCUGUAAAGGUGAGUGAAUUUGGAUUAAACUAGGCCCAUUGUGAUGCACUGCUUAUGAAGCUGGACGUCAAUGUCAUUGCAAUGUCACUUAAUGGUGAAGAUGCUUUUUAGCUGGGUCCUUGUUUGCUAUGCAGUGCCUUGAAUUUCCAACGCGAGAUGGUGAAGAUGCUUUUUUUAGCUGGGUCAAAGUUCUUGUUUGCCAUGCAUUGGCUCGAAUUUCAACUCCAACUCGGGAAAGAAUCCCACAGAGGACCCUCUAUGCAAAAUUGUAUGAGAAGGACAUCGUGACAUGCAUCCAUCAGAGAUUUUUUACUUGGCGACUGAUAGAGUAGUGUGAUUUUACUGAUGCAGUAUUGGUGAUUGCAUUAAUACAAUACUAUGAUUGUACUGAUACAAUACUCUGAUGCAAUACUCUGAUAUCAGUGAUAUCAAUUCCACUGAUAUGUAUUAACGAUUGAAUUGAUGUUGAAUUGGCGAUGAGGCACGUGUCAUGCUCUUUUUUCCUCCUCCCCGUAUGAUCUUCCAUGGAGAGUUCUCUAUAGGUCUUUUUCCGUGUUGUAGUACAGACAAUUCUAGCUGCGCAGCAAGUGUGCUGACUUUGCUAGGUUCCUCUUGGAGAGAAUUGGAUCAAAUAUAAAGUGCAACAGAUGAUAGAGUUGUCUCUCCAUUGACUUUAUAGUACUUCUCUUUUCCUUCAGGCAUCAGUUUUGGAACUUUGUUGAAGAUAAUGUUCUUGCUUGUAUGGAUCACUUUACUGAUAAUGUUCUUGCAUUUGUGGAUCGCUUUACUGUCUGUCAUGUCUCCUCUUUGAACUACUGGUGUUUGCACAAGCAUCAAGUUUGUGAGAAUCACGCAUUUAAGACAUGAAUAAAUAUUGGCCCGUUUGGU
Asparagus officinalis (garden asparagus) is the source of this 2356-nucleotide messenger RNA. RefSeq names its product pentatricopeptide repeat-containing protein At1g07740, mitochondrial-like. The record is from RefSeq and is a predicted model, not a curated record. The transcript is spliced from 8 exons. The coding region runs from base 1 to 1152 and encodes 383 amino acids. Lineage: Eukaryota; Viridiplantae; Streptophyta; Magnoliopsida; Asparagales; Asparagaceae. Gene Ontology annotation, molecular function: protein binding.